Messenger RNA from Gossypium raimondii (Peruvian cotton), 904 nucleotides. RefSeq lists its product as uncharacterized. Lineage: Eukaryota; Viridiplantae; Streptophyta; Magnoliopsida; Malvales; Malvaceae. Gene Ontology annotation, biological process: ubiquitin-dependent protein catabolic process via the multivesicular body sorting pathway. Gene Ontology annotation, molecular function: ubiquitin binding. The coding region runs from base 85 to 753 and encodes 222 amino acids. Gene Ontology annotation, cellular component: ESCRT I complex. The transcript is spliced from 5 exons. The record is from RefSeq and is a predicted model, not a curated record.
GCAAACUGAGGCUUUUUUUCAUUUUCCUAAUAAUUUCCUCCUUUAUUGCAAAAUUUUUUUUCAUCCUCUCCGAUCACAUUCGCAAUGGAUUACGAUUUCAGGAACAGAACAGGUCCGCCGUACGAGGCGCAGAUCCCGAUUUACCGGCAACAACCCACUUCAUCGUCAUCUACCCAUCCGAUGUACGGAUCUUCAAUGUACCCGAGGAUCGGUGGUCAACCCGCCGCUCACAGUGUUGCCCCUCCCACCACUCGCGCCUCUUCUUUCCACCAGAAUUUUUCGCCUUCCUCUUCCUCGGGAUUGGGCAUUAGGGUUGCUUUGAAACCAAAAUAUCGUAUUACACCUCCGCCUCAGUUGUCUCCCCAAGUUGGGGAUAUUCCUCGAAGCAAUUUUCAGUUUGAUUUCGAGUUUGAGAGGAAAAUUUUGGCAGAAGCAGAAAAAGAAAACAUGAAUUGGAGUAAGCUUGGCUUGGAAAACCUUUCUUCCAAGCCUAUCGAAACUUCUUCUUCUUCAACGGGUGCAAACUCAGAUCCUGUGGUGAGCAAAUACAUUGCCUCUGGACUCAGCCGAGAAGCAGUGACCCUCGCGGUUGCAAAUUACGGCGACAAUCCAACCAAGGUUCGGGAAUUUGUCACCGGUUACAACCUACUGCGAGAAAUGGGGUUCUCAUCAAACAAUGUGGCUGAAGCCUUACUCAUGUAUGACAAUGACACAGACAAGGCAUUGGCUCAUUUCCUUAACAGCUCAUCAUGAGUAUGUUAAAAUAAACCAAAAUAGUUUGUAUGCCAAUGAAAACUGGAAUGAUAAUCUGCCAUCUGUGUUUCGCUGCUUUGAAACAGAUUGUACAAAUAGUCAUCCUACAAUAUUUGUCGUCUCUAAUAAAGUACAAACAUUACUAUUAUAA